AUGUUCUCAGCAACGAUGGCAUGGCAGUUACAAUGUGUACUGUUAGUUUUAUUAUGUGCAGCAGAGAGCACUUAUUCAGGUAAGGUUUGUUAAAAUUAAGCUAUCUGUAUUCGUUCCCGCUUGGGGAAACGGAACUGGCCGCGAACACGAAAUUUUCAGUGUAUCUGCAGAAACUGAAGACAUAACGUGGAUUUUACUUUUGUUACAUGCAGAUAAAAGCUUAUCGUAAAAGCUUAUCGUUUCGUCUCGUGUCUAAAUGCUUAAUUUGUGAUUGUAACAGCUGCUUUCAGUACAACAUUUUGUCUUUGAAAUUUGAUAAUUAGACAUACACGGUAGACCAGUGUUAAUCAAAUAAAUCAAUUUGUGUGCUAAUUAACUCAGUUUCCUUUUUUUGCCGAUGGGGUCAGCUUUUUCCCUGGCAAUGGACUAAGAUAAAAGUUCAUGUUCUUAAUUCAAUUCUACAUUUUGAGUUGAACUGUUUUUAAAGUUUCAUCUUAAGUGGCAGGCUCUUAAAAGUUUCGCUUCACUCGGCACACUUUUAUGUUGAAGCACUAAUGAAGUUUCAUUCUAACGUCGCAACGUUUGGUUUUCUAACUUGGCUUCAUAGAAAUACAAGGUUUACAGUUGACUCCUGAUAAUUUGAACUCGCUGUAACUCGAACGAAAUUCAGAAAAUGUAAUGAGCGUAUUAUGGAAGAGCUAGAUAAUUGUCAAGCAUUCUUGUUACGUUGUUACAAAGAGACGCUCUGUUACCGCUCUUCGUUAAACAAAGAUAUUUUAUUCUGUUUUACAGCAGUCAAAUACAGUACCAGGUCCAGUUGUUCAAACGUUAGAUAGCGAUAAAAACCGGAUAAAUUAAUAUCCAGUGGAUAAUUGCGUUAUACACACGAAACAGAUUUAUCCAGUGGAUAGGUUAUUUACCAUUUGAACAACUGGGCUCCGGUACAAAGAAAAAACUAAUAAAAAGACUGUUUGUAAUUAUUGUUAUUAUUAUCAUUAUUUUUUUAUCACCCAUCGUGUUUUCCUACCAUUCGAUAAAAUAACUCGAAAUCUUUACAACUCUCUUGGGUGAUUACCCUUCGAAGUUAGUUUUUAGCAUGUCGCCUUUAUUUGUUUCCUGUUUUCCAAAAAGGAACAAUAAUCUUCUACGUGUCGUGGUUUAUAAGGAAGCGUAAUUAUUAUCUAGUAUUACGCAUCUGACAAGAACCACAAAGGCCCAAACUAUUGUCAGCGGUAACCGCCGCGAGAGUUUGGUAUUUUUGAGUGACCAACUUAAGUUCCUUUGACAAAAAAGUUCUUGAAGAUCGAAAAAAGACACUUGUGGCCUUUUCUCUUUGAUAUAUUUGUUUCAGCACCGACUUAGCAGAGAAUCGUGUGAAUAUAAGCAACUUUGAAUAUUUUAUGACAAGUCAUGCAUACAAUAAUAAAUUUCUUGUUCCUGCCAAAUAAGAUAAAACUAAUAAACAAAACUAAAGAAGACAAAAAUACCAAAAAAAGGCCAUUGCUGGUGCCUUUUUUGUAAGAACUCGUAACGUAACGCUGUUGGUUACAAUAUUAUGUUAAUUAGGCUCUAAAAUAUAUUCGCAGAAUCUGAGUCGAUGAUUUAAUAUUGUGGUUCAUUGUUUCUCAAAGGAUUUUACUAGAACGCGGAACAGGGGCGCGGGGAACGAAAAAAUGGAAAAUGAAAACAAAACAGAGAAUUGGAAAUGAAGGCCUAGGAUUCAUCUUAGGUUUCGUUCCCAUUUCUCAUUUUUUCCAAGUGCACACGUUUCAAAGAACGCAACAUCACUUAGAUGAGGUGAAGAUCACUAGUAAAAUCCUUAUUCUAAUGAUCCAUACAUCUAUCUAUUUGUUUAAAAAAUUCUUCAUUUUUAUCGGUUAGUCUCAUCUUAAGUAUGCACCUUAUGCAAUCUUGAAUUAUACUAACUUUUUUGUUCUUGAUCAUUAGUCUGCACUUCCCUUCUCAAAAACAAUGGAAAUGUAACCUUCACGGUAUCCUCUAGUUCCGUUGGUCCUGGGUAUCCUGUGCUACAUGGCCAAGACGUUUGGUGUGCCAAAUUCAUAAACGGUGAACAGUUUCUGAAAGUGGAUUUAGGUAAUAUUUCAGAGCCCUUGCUUAAAUUUAGAAGUAUUCCGUAGGUAAAUGGGUGCGACCAUAAGGAGCCCCCGAUCAUGGGUUUCGUGUUGGUCAAAAUCUAGCAUGUACAGGCUGUUAUACCCGAUGAACUUCCGUCAAAAAUAAUAUUAACGAAAAGAAUGCAGAUUUGCUCGUUACGACCUAAGGUAAGUUGACCACUCCAGAAAAUAUCAUAAAAUACCAUAAUGCUCUUUCUUUGUCGCUCCAAAAUUUUGCAUAAGCAUUGUUUUCAGUUUCUCUUGCGGCCAUUUUAACUCCCAAGAGAAACUGAAGACAAUGCUUAUGCAAAAUUUUGGGGUGAAAAACAAAGAGCAUUAUGCUAUGUUAUGGUAUUUUCUGGAGUGGUCAAUAUAGCUUAACUAAGGUAAGUGCAAAAGGAUCGAUAUGUAGCCCUCAAUCUCCAACCUUUGGUUUAUACUUGCGUGAGGUAUAACCAGGCGUUUUAUGGAAAGGUAAAAAAAAAAAGCAGAGAAUCAUGUUCCUUAAGCACAUUCUCAAAGUAAAUUAUUCCGAUGACGUGACUUGGCAAAAGUAGUAAAUAAAAAAGGAAUAAUUAAAAAGAAGAAGAAGAAGAAAGAAGGAGUGACAGACUGGCUUACUGACUGACUGGAUAAAUGAAUGAAUGAUUAUAUAAGUGAAUGAAUCAAUCAAUCAAUCAAUGCGUAUAGUAUAUAGUCUGGUAUGGUAUGGUAUAGUAUAGUAUAGUAUACCUUUAUUGCGCCUUACUUUCCAAAGGGAGGUAUCGGUCUAGUUACCAUAAGGUUUUAAAUAUAUAUUACUGUAACAACUUAACUAUUGAAACAAAACCGAAAAUCUACAACAAUAACAACAAAAUUACAAUACAUACGAUUAUGAUAAUAAUUAAAUAAACAAUCGCAUUUGGAGUCAGGAGCUCUUGCCUGUUUUGAAAAAUUAGAUAGUCAUUUUGCUAUGAUUGGAGAGGUGUCAUCGUUAUCUAACUUAAGUAGAUAGAAAAUUGGUCACGUUCCGCUAGACUGGCAAAGUGAACAUCAUUUUUUGAGAUAUGAAAAUAAAGUUGCUGCCUAAGAAUCGUUAUAUUCUCUACAAAGUAUUAGGUAGUGCGUUUCGUCUUCUAUACAGUUUCUUUUGCAAACUAAGUAUUUCCUUUGUCUACUGGUAUGGAUGCACAUUUAUCUUGAUAUCUUCCUGUUUCUAAGCGUAAGGAGUGAACUCCUAAUCGUAGCUUCCUAAUGUUGAUUUUAUGUGCUGGAUUUCUACCUUUUUAACUUGUGGAUCACGUGUAGCGUAGGAACGAGUUAUUAUGGACACUGCCAUAUGCAAAUGUAUCACUCAGGUGUAGACACUUUCGUAAUUAGUCCGCCCGCACGACAGCGCCCGAUAUCAAGUAGACAAUUGCGGUAGCUCAAUCGUUCCAGAACGUCCCUGUGAUCAAGCGUGCAUUGUGCCCGCAGCCUUCAAUGUUUUGAUUUUGUAGUUUUUGCAGGUCGAUUAGCCGUCUUCAAGUGGACUUCGAAUGUUUCAAAUUAGCACUAGGGCCAACUUGGAGACUGAAUUUCAUGAACGUUUGACUCGUCCAAGCGCCAAACAUCAUGAAGAGAUAAGGAAUUGCUCUUCGUCUCCCAAAGCUCACGACGAGUAUUAGCUGUAUAUCAGGAGGCAAAUAAGUUCCAGCUCAUUGCUGGAAGGUGACCUCAAAAUGAGUAGACCUCAUGCUAAUGCUUUUAGCGUUGAUGAGGAUGAGAGUUUACUUAUUUGUCAAACAUAUACUGUGGGACGAGCAUUUCUUGAAAGAAAAAAAAGUCUUUAAGCACGCUAAGCACUGGCUGCACAAUUGACGAGUUCAUGAUGCGAAUUAUUAACCACUGAGCACGUGGUCAACCAGGAAAUAAACAUCCCUUGGAAGAAAUAUAUAUAAUGAUUUCUGCUUAAAUACUAGAAUAAAAUAUGGAGACGUCCGCCGUGCCAGAGAACUGUCGAACUUACAAAUAUGUAAGAAAAUUAAGCUAAUUAAAAUGUUCUGAAAGUGUAUAAAGUCAAGUAGAAAUGCAAUGAGCUUUAUAUUACAUAUUAUAUUGAAAAACUUUUUAUCCUUUGAUUGUGGAGUUUACCUUGCAACUAGAUUGUGCAGAAGUAGACCCGUAGGUAAAAAUAAAAAAAAAAAUGCUUGUUCAUCUUACUGUUGCAUGACAAGGUAAAAGUAAUAUUGUACUGUUGUGGCAGAUGAGACACUUAAAAUGAAAAUGGCGGAUGUGAUAUAUAGAUCAGCAUUAUGUGUGGUCCUAAAUAAAUAUGUACUUGCUGUGACUAGUUGUGGUAUGGAUCAUCAGUUAAAAAGUGUGAUGCUUACAAAUACACUCAGAAAAGAACAAAAAAACUGCUUGCUGUUUGCAUAACUGGUAAAACUAGUGCAGACAAUACCGUAUGGGGUAGCUCAACAUAUAAUUUGAAAAAUGGGCGCAAAAGAGACUUGUUUUUGCUAUGAUUCGCGUAUGAGAAUGCUAGCAAUGACUCAGUUUUACAGUUUGUGUAUAAACUAAGUGUAUAACAUGCAAAAAGUACAAUUGUAAUGCUUCAUGAAUAUUUAAGUAGAUAAAAGCUUCAGUUAAAAGAUGGCUAUCUGUCUUAUAACUGAUUCAAUCUGUACCAAUAACAAAAAAGAGAGGUCUUAAUGUGUCGGUAGAGAGAGGGUAUAAUCCAAGUUCUGAUCUAGAAGCUAAGUUUUCCACAUACCAUGAGAUGUUUAAUGUUUGUUUGCAAAAUUUAAUGUGAACUUAUUUAGCUAGCUCAAUUGUACUUUUAUCAAAAUGUGUUUAUAACACUGAGCUAGAAUAUUCGCCUGAUCAAAGUCAUUGAACAGCGCGGGCGUGCUUCAUAUUCCUUUUGAGCACGCUGAUGACGUUAACAAACUAAAACCUCGCCGAGUUCUUGUGAGCUUAGCAAUCCUCCUAAGUACAUCCAUAACUUAACAGUACAAGAUGAACGGUUUUCCAUGUGUUUUGUAAUGCUGGCUAAAGAGAAACACUUUCGUUUGAGUUUGUUAACAGAUAGUAGGCAAACGUCGUUGUUGUCAUCCGCGCGAGGUAUGGCGUGCGCAAAUCAAUCAAUUUUUUCGUUCAAGAAGAAUUUUUCGGUGAAUUACAAGUUUUCCGACUCAAUAUAGAUUCUAAAACCUUUUUGAAUGUUAUCUUAAGCGACCUCUGUAAACUUUCUCUUAGUUUAAAAAAAAAUUAAAAAAAUAAAAACAGCAAAUAGUCAACUAGACAUUGUCGCGCACUGCUUUGAGCGCACGCUAUAGUGAUAGUAAUAAAAUUUUAAGUUAAUUGCCGCAUUGAAAAUGUUAUAAAACAUCUGUGCGUAUGUCGAAAUAUGAAGCACUUGAGAAGUUUGGAGAGCACUCAAGAGGCUAGAGUUGCUCUCGGUAACUCGUGAGUCUCCUUCUCGAUCCUUCGUGCUCUCCAAACUUUCCGCGUACUUCAUAUCGCGACAACCGCACGCUGACUCAUGAACCAAUGGUUAAUUUGCAUGACAAAAAUUCAGGUCCCUAUAUUUCAUUACCAUAAAGAAGUAAAAGUUUUACAAGGGUAUCAAAAUUUAAAAGAUUAUUUCUUGUCUCGACCGCCGCACAAUCGAUGUUAGAAUGCAACUGUUAAAUUUUAGCAGCAUUUUUGCAGAGGAUUUCUCUUGCAUAGGUGUAACGACCAGAGGAUGUCAUUUCUAUUCCCAGGUAGGUUUGUUGUAAAUGAAUGAAAGGAAGAAAGAAAGAACGAAUGAACGAACGAACGAACGAACGAACGAACGAACAAAUGAAUGAAUCAAUGAAAGAAUGAGAGAAAAAGACAACAGUGAUUGCUGAUUUCUUUUCCUUAUUGAACGCGAUUUUAACUGCUUUUUCUAUUUCUAUCAUAAAAUAUAGAAUUUAGGCAUCAGAUUAUUAAAAUGUUAUUAUUAUCAUUAAUAUUAUUAUUAUUUCAUUCUAGAAUUUUAUUUAUCAAUUGAUUUCUAUUACUUCGCUGAUUUUUAGGCUCUAUCUUCACAUUUGAUCAAGUGUUUGUCCAGGGAAUGCCUGGUACCCACAGAUCUGUCUUCAAGUAUUACGUGAAGACAAGCAUAACUAGGCGUGGUUUUGUCCAAAUUGAAGGAGAGGGAGGUCAAAAGGUAUUGUAAUAAUAAUAAACCAAUCUUUAUUUAAGUAUCAGUAUAAUUCACAGCGAACCUUAUAGUGUGUGUUUUUUCGACACAAUCACACGGUUUUAGCGUCGCAUUCUCUCUUUUAGUUCUACAUCCGCACAAGUAACAGGUUCAAGCACUGUACAGUUUAACUUAAUUGAGCCAGAAACUCUUCCCUGUAUUAGCUGUUUAUGUUUCCUUGAGAAAUAACGUCAGGUAUGAUCGAUCUCCCAUGGUUAACAAAAAGAGGCAAUUUUUUUUAAAAAAUAUAUCAAUCAAUCAAUUAUUAUUAUUAAAAAAAGAAAAAGCAGUUUUGUCACCGUUUCAAAUUGGCUUGUUGAACUUUAUCGACUGGCUGUAAUUCAGUUGCUAUUUUUUUUCUAACAACCAAAAAAACAACAACAACAAAUAUAAAACAAACACAAAACAAGGCAACGAUAACAAAUAAUGACUUUCCAUCAAGCCAAUGAUCAGUUCAAGGGGAAAAGUUUGGAAAACGCUAUUAUUUAAAUGUGCAAAGUGCAUAUUUCAAUUAUAAUUAAGCUACGUGGGCAUAAAAUAACAGACAACACCGUAAGGAAAGAAAUAAAUCAAUAAAAGAAAUAAAUCAAUAAAUCAAGAAUGUGAAAAACUUAUCUUGAUUUACAUUGUGAUUUAGUAACGAAGCGCUGAACGAUAUACGUUGUACGUUCACACAUGAGUGUGGAACGUUACUGACUACAUUUGGCCUUGGUAAUCCUACAGUUUCAUAGUCAUUAAACACACAAAUAAAACGGUUAUUCAUUGUGUAUCGUUCCCUCUUUGGCAGGUCUUUUUUGGCCCAUUUUGUGACGGAGAUGCCGUGGUUGGCACCAACCUUACCAGUCCCGUGCAGGCCCGUUGGAUUGUUUUUAAUCCACAAAAACCAUUUUUUGGCAAUAGUCCCUGCAUGCGCAUUGAUAUUAGGAGCUGUCAGAACAGUAAGUGAUGAAUCUCUAUAAGACUAUGUACGACAACGACUGUCGUCUUAAGACUAUAUUUUUCCUCAGAUUAUUUUCAGAGUCUGUUUCUGCCAUAAGGAGACUGUGGUUGGAUGGCCUCUUCAAUCUAAUGAGAUUCAAUGGCGGAGACGUGGCAUUUGAAACUUAGACGAUCGUGUCUCCGUCCACAGCACUAUCAUGAAACCACACAAAUAAAGUGUUAUUUUCAAGUAGAUUAUUUAUCGAGAAAUUAAUCAUAAUUGACAAAUGAUAACAGGUGAAUUAGCUUUUAUUUUUCCUCCACAGCACCCCCAGCAACUUCAUCAACAGUCCCACCAACUUGCGAUUCACUGCGACCAGGUAUCGAAUAUGUUAAAAAUAGGUAA
Porites lobata is the source of this 7630-nucleotide messenger RNA. NCBI's taxonomy places the organism in Eukaryota, Metazoa, Cnidaria, Anthozoa, Scleractinia, Poritidae. The record is from the annotation of a GenBank genome assembly.